ACUGUACCCCCGCAGAGAAGGGCUGAGGCCGACGAGGUGGUGGGCGAGGCCGGUGACCCAAUAAAGCGAGUUGGGCCGCGGGAGGCCCUGCCCGGCUCCGUUUCCCAGCAAAGCCCCAGGGUCCCGGGCCGGCGGCAGCUUCCGCGCCUCCGUCGCUGCUCUCGGCUUGAGGGCGCCUCUGGCCGAGGGUGUGAGCGCGCGCCGCCGGGCCCAGCUGGGAGCGACGUAGGCGGGAGGGAGCACCAGCCGCCCCGGAGCGGACAGGCGAGGCGGGGGCGAGGCCAGGAGCCCAAGGCGGCCGCCUAUCCACGUUGCCCGGGAGCCGCUCCACCAGCGGCCCAGUCCGCGGCCCUCGGCCCGCCCCGCGCGCGCGUCCGCGCGCGCGUCCGCCGGCCCAUCCCUCCUCCUCGCCACCCCUCCCGCGCGCGUCCACCGGCUUCCCGGCUCGCGCCGCUCCAUGUAGCCCCGGAUCCCCGGGAGACCGAGGAGGAGGGGGUGACCACAAGAUGGCGGACCUCUCGCUGCUCCAAGAGGACCUGCAGGAGGACACGGACGGAUUUGGUGUGGAUGACUACAGCUCAGAGUCUGAUGUGAUUAUUAUACCUUCAGCCCUGGACUUUGUCUCACAAGAUGAAAUGUUGACGCCACUGGGGAGAUUGGACAAGUAUGCUGCAAGUGAGAACGUAUAUAACAGACAAAUGGUGGCCCGGAGUUUGCUGGAUACAUUGAGGGAAGUCUGCGAUGAUGAAAGAGAUUGUAUUGCUGUUUUGGAAAGAAUUAGCAGAUUAGCUGAUGAUUCAGAACCAACUGUGAGAGCAGAGCUGAUGGAACAGGUGCCUCAUAUUGCAUUGUUUUGUCAAGAAAACCGGCCUUCAAUCCCAUAUGCUUUUUCCAAAUACUUACUACCUAUUGUGGUUAGAUAUCUCGCAGAUCAGAAUAAUCAGGUAAGAAAAACAAGUCAGGCAGCUUUGCUGGCUCUGUUGGAGCAAGAGUUAAUUGAGCGAUUUGAUGUGGAGACCAAGGUGUGCCCGGUCCUCAUAGAGCUCACUGCCCCAGAUAGCAAUGAUGAUGUGAAAACAGAAGCUGUGGCUAUAAUGUGCAAAAUGGCUCCCAUGGUUGGAAAAGACAUUACAGAGCGUCUUAUCCUCCCGAGGUUUUGUGAGAUGUGCUGUGAUUGCAGAAUGUUUCAUGUUCGAAAGGUCUGUGCUGCCAAUUUUGGCGAUAUUUGCAGUGUAGUUGGCCAGCAAGCUACUGAGGAAAUGUUGCUUCCCAGGUUUUUCCAACUUUGUUCCGAUAACGUAUGGGGAGUCCGAAAAGCUUGUGCUGAAUGCUUCAUGGCGGUUUCAUGUGCAACGUGCCAAGAAAUACGGCGGACUAAAUUAUCAGCACUAUUUAUUAAUUUGAUCAGUGAUCCUUCACGUUGGGUUCGCCAAGCAGCUUUUCAGUCUCUGGGACCUUUCAUAUCUACUUUUGCUAAUCCGUCUAGCUCAGGCCAAUAUUUUAAAGAAGAAAACAAAAGCUCAGAAGAUACAUCAGUAGAAGACAAAAAUAGGAUCAGAGAUCAAGAAGUCCCAGAGGAUGUACAAAUCAGGCCAGAGGAUAUUCCUUCAGAUCCCAAUAUCAGUAAUUCCAGUGUCAAUCUGGAAAACACUAUGGAAGAUCAUGCCAACACUACUAGGAAGUCUCCAGGUGAAAUAAAUGUUCCAAUGGACAGUUCUUUACUUUGUACUUUGUCCUCAGACUCUCAUCAGGAAGCAGCUAGUAAUGAGAAUGAUAAAAAACCUGGUAACUACAAAUCUACAUUACGGCCAGAGGUUGGCGCCAGUUCACAACAGUCUGCUCUCUUAGAUCAGGAAUUAUACAACUCCUUCCAUUUCUGGAGGACUCCUCUUCCUGAAAUAGAUCUAGAUAUAGAGCUUGAGCAGAGCUCUGGGAAUAUACUCAACCCAGAGAGACCAGAAGAAACACCUGAAAUAACCAUACCAGGUUCUUCAAACAUCACUAUGGCCACCAGAAAGGAGCUUGAAGAAAUGAUAGAAAAUCUGGAGCCACAUAUUGAUGAUCCAGAUGUUAGAGCACAAGUGGAUGUGCUGUCUGCUGCACUGCGCGCUUCCAGUCUGGAUGCUCGCGAAGACGCCAGUGAUGUGGAGAAGAAAAGUGAUGUGCAAGAUGAUCUGGGCGUCAGUGAGCUGCCAAACUGUAAAAUAAAUCAUGAUGCCUCCGUGCCUUUAAUCAGCGAUGCUGUUGAGAAUAUGGAGACCACCCUUCGCUAUAUUCAUAAUGACUCAGACUUGAGCACCAGUAGCAGUUUCAGCCCUGAUGAGGAAAGGAGAUCUAAAGUGCAAGACGUUGUGCCUCAGGCUCUAUUAGAUCAGUACUUGUCUAUGACUGACCCCUCUCGUGCACAGACAGUGGACACUGAAAUUGCUAAGCACUGUGCGUAUAGCCUCCCAGGCGUGGCCCUGACCCUCGGCAGGCAGAACUGGCACUGCCUAAGAGAGACUUAUGAGACUCUGGCAUCAGACAUGCAGUGGAAAGUUCGAAGAACUUUAGCCUUCUCCAUCCAUGAGCUUGCAGUGAUUCUUGGAGAUCAGCUGACAGCUGCCGACCUGGUUCCAAUUUUUAAUGGCUUUUUAAAAGACCUCGAUGAGGUCAGGAUAGGUGUCCUUAAACACUUGCAUGAUUUUCUGAAGCUUCUUCAUAUUGAUAAAAGAAGAGAAUAUCUUUAUCAACUUCAGGAGUUUUUGGUGACAGAUAAUAGUAGAAAUUGGCGUUUUCGAGCUGAAUUGGCUGAACAGCUGAUUCUACUUCUAGAAUUAUAUAGUCCCAGAGAUGUGUAUGACUAUUUACGCCCCAUUGCUCUGAAUCUGUGUGCAGAUAAAGUUUCUUCUGUUCGUUGGAUUUCUUAUAAGUUGGUUAGUGAGAUGGUAAAGAAGCUGCACAUGGCAACACCGCCAACAUUCGGAGUAGACCUCAUCCAUGAGCUUGUGGAAAAUUUUGGUAGAUGUCCCAAGUGGUCUGGUCGUCAGGCCUUUGUCUUUGUCUGCCAGACUGUCAUUGAAGAUGAUUGCCUUCCCAUGGACCAGUUUGCUGUGCACCUGAUGCCGCAUUUGCUAACCUUAGCAAAUGAUAGGGUUCCAAACGUUCGAGUGCUGCUUGCAAAGACCUUAAGACAGACUCUACUAGAAAAAGACUAUUUCCUAACCUCUGCCAGCUGUCAUCAGGAAGCUGUAGAACAAACCAUCAUGGCUCUUCAGAUGGAUCGUGACAGUGAUGUCAAGUACUUUGCAAGCAUCCACCCUGCCAGUACCAAAAUCUCUGAAGAUGCCAUGAGCACAGCUUCCUCAACCUACUAGAAAGUGUAAACCUCGGUGUCUUUCCUGCUUCCUAAGAAGCCGAGGUUCGACACGUGUUGCACACGUGUGUGAGCUAGGACGCUUUGGGGAGGAAGAGAGACCUUCCUCUCUUGCAGGCUUAAUUGCAGAUGCAAGUUGCCUACAUCGACACCAGGGAUUUUAACAGUCAAGAAAAGUACAGUAAACACUAUUAUCUUAUCUUGACUUUAAGGGAAAAUAAUUUCUCAGAGGAUUAUAAUUGUCACCGAGGCCUUAAAUCUUCUGUCUUCCUGACUGAGUGAAACUUGAAUUGGCAGAGCAUUUUCCUUAUGGAAGGGAUGAGAUUCCCAGAGACCUGGGUUGCUUUCUCCUGGUUUUAUUUAAUGACUUAUAGAUGGAAUUAUAGCCAGAAGGUGGCUGUGAGCCAGGAUAUGAAUGAGACAUUCAGUAUUAGCCCUCGCUGUUCCCAUGCAGGCAAGGACCUGUGCGGUUCUGUGUUUAGCCGCCCAUCCAGCCCUAAGUGUGAAUAGUUUUGAUAUGUAUUAACAGAAAAGGAGAUUUUAAAAAUUUCUCCUAAGGGCUUGAUGCUAACACUAAAGUAGAACAUGAUUUUAACUCAUAAAUGCAGCAUAUUGCUGUACACAUUUACAGAACAUUUGCUGAGUUAUCUAUAUGUCCUGAAUUUUUUGUUUUCAUGCUGGUCAUGACCUGAAUGAAAUUAGCACAUAUACUGUAUGUCAGGUGUUUUUAACUUGAUCAUGAUCAGCUCUGAGGUGCAACUUUUUCUUCACAUACUGUACAUAUCUGUGACCACUCUUAGGAGUGUUGCAGUCUUUAAUCAUGCUGUUUAAACUGUUGUGGCACAAGUUCUCUUGUCCAAUAAAAUUUAUUAAGAUCUGUAUAGAGAGAUAUAUACACUUUUGAUUGUUUUAUAGCUAUCUGCGAAUAAAUGCAAUUUGUGACCUGUAUUACUGACUUAGUAUAAAAUGGGAAAACUAGAUUAAAAUUUUCUCUUUUGACUAGUUUAGUAAUUUCUUUGAAAUCUGCACAUGCCCCCUGGGCAGGGUUCUGCUCUUGGCAGGUGGCAGUUCUGGGUGCUGUGCUCCCCAAGGCUGAUCCAGGUGUGGCUUGUCCUCUGUCAGGUGUGUUACAAGCUGUGGCAGCGGAAUUCUGAGGAUAGCGAGGGCUGUUGAAUCCUGUCUAACAUGAGGCUUUUGUUACCCAAGUUCUUCCAAGGGAAAAGAUGGGCUUCCAGAGGCAGUUACAAAAGUAAACCAAUCUAGAAAACUGAUGAUUCAGCAGUAUUUGAAAUCUCCCAGGAGGCAGAAACAAACAAUUUGUACUCAAACUAUUAACUUCGCAAUAGAAAAAUUAAGAGUGGCAAUAAUUAUGUCCCCAUUGGGAUUUUAAUACUGGCAGAUAAUCUUAGAUCUUCUGAGAUAUCUUUGGAUUUUUUAAUAACCAAGGUAAGGAGGAAAACUGCAUUUUUCUCAGCCCAUGUACUUGGUCAUUGCCAGGUGUCCUUCCUCUCCUCCCUCCGUACCCUCCCACACACAGGCUCCUUCCUCACCAUCCUGCCUGACUCCUAGCUCAUGGGAUGCUAAAUGUUCUCUGCCACCCUUGUCUGAGAAACAUGUUGCAAGCUUUUGUGAGCUUUCAAAGUGUCCCCCACUGAAUUUACCUGGCCAGCCAACUUCCUAUUUGACUACUCAGUGGAGUGGCCCAACUGUCACCUCCUUUGCCAACUCAGGGAUAUUUCUCUGGUGCCAGACCAUGGUGGUUUUUCAAGCCUUCAAACUCUGAAUUAGACAAGCGCGCCAAGUUCCUGACAGCACCACCAGGUUAGUGCCCUAAGCUGCCCAAGCUGCCAGCAUAUCGUCAGGAGACACUGUUCUGGGCAAUUCUCAGUCUGCUGGGCAGGCACUGGGUAUACUGCUAAUUACUGAUUCUUCUUAGACCUCUUAAGUCCAAGUCCCAGUUUCUAUGGGGAUGAGCAUUUCUCAUCCCCCAUUCCUCAGUGCACUGCAAGCUGAGUAUGCCGAAGAAAACAUCCAGAAUCUCGUGUCCCUUCCAGUGUCAGCUUUCCAGGGGAACAUGGAAUGCCUGAAACACCAGGCAUGUGUGCUUAGUGUAUUGGGGGGCAUUGGAGCGAUGCUGCAAGGAGGGGUGGCAAGGUUUUAAACUGACCAUCUGUAGGAAAGAGUGCUGUGUCCCAGGUUCUAGGCCACAUGACCAUUUCCAUGCAUGGUAACAUUUCUGUAAAUCCCAGAGAAGCAGUGAGUAAAGGAGGAAAAGGACCCAACAACUCAGCCAGGCAAAUGGUCUCUUUAAAAUCAAUAAUCCUGACAAACUGGAGGAAAAGUUGGGUCUAGAAAUAAAUGAGUAAGCAAGA
Messenger RNA from Phyllostomus hastatus (greater spear-nosed bat), 5727 nucleotides. RefSeq names its product protein phosphatase 4 regulatory subunit 1 (gene PPP4R1). Gene Ontology annotation, molecular function: protein binding; protein phosphatase regulator activity. The record is from RefSeq and is a predicted model, not a curated record. NCBI's taxonomy places the organism in Eukaryota, Metazoa, Chordata, Mammalia, Chiroptera, Phyllostomidae. The transcript is spliced from 19 exons. Gene Ontology annotation, biological process: protein dephosphorylation. Bases 507 to 3356 code for a protein of 949 amino acids.